Messenger RNA from Lepisosteus oculatus (spotted gar), 981 nucleotides. NCBI's taxonomy places the organism in Eukaryota, Metazoa, Chordata, Actinopteri, Semionotiformes, Lepisosteidae. The record is from RefSeq and is a predicted model, not a curated record.
UAAUGUCAGCUAUGUGAGCAUCAUGUUUCAGCUGCAUCUGUUGUUGAUAUUCAUGUUACAGCAAGUGGGAACAGGGAGUGUUAUUCACCCUCCAGAAAAUGUGACAGUAACUGGAAAACUUGAUAACAUCAUUCUGAAAUGGAACACACCAAGGGAAGGCAAAAACUGUUAUGAGAGCAAUCUGCAGUAUAAGACUCAGCAUGACAAACACUGGCAGAGUAAAAUUCUGCAAGACUUCUCUUUAACACUACAAAAAACAGACAAUGAAAAAUGCUAUUUGUUCCGUGUGAGAUUCAGAUACAACGAUAUUUGUUCUGGAAGCAACUGGAGUGAAUGGAGCCCUCAGAUCACUUGGAGAAAUGGAUCUGUUAUAGAUUCCUGUCUUGUAUAUAAUUAUAAUCUGAAAUGGUAUUUUUCUCCACUUAUAAUUUUAAUUCCUGCAGUCCUACUGUACUGUAUCUUUAAAGUAAAACGCAUUAGGAGGACUUUUCUGCCUCAGAUUCCUGAUCCAAAGCAUAUUUUUGAAGAACUAUUUAACCAUGAUGAAGCUUUGCAGUGUCCUGGUGCUGUCAGAGACAACUACAGUGAGUGUGUGCCAACGGAGAUUGAAAUCAUCUGCCUGGAAAAGGCAGAAAAUCAGAAUGCUGAGGACACAAUGACUCACAGCAAGGGCUCAAAACAAGACAGCCGCAGAACAUCCUCAUCUCUGGGAACCUCCAGUGAAGAAUCCUCUAACCAGACAGAUAGAUUCAGCUUCCCUAUGGACAAUAGUGCAUACGUGAUCUGGUGAGGAAAAGAGAAGGUCUUCUGGUUUUACUUUCAUGUCUAAAGACCAGAAAAAUACAGGAGUGUGACAGCUGAGACCCAAGACAGUACAACGGAGCAGCCUGUAACCUAAACUGUGUAAAUCUGGAGUAUGCCGUAAGACUCUGGCAUCAGAAACACUAAAAAUCUGUUUACGAGCCUACAAGUUUUCUGUGC